This is a messenger RNA of Ceratitis capitata (Mediterranean fruit fly), 2420 nucleotides long. It is a transcript of the gene PIG-B, whose product is annotated as GPI mannosyltransferase 3. Gene Ontology annotation, cellular component: endoplasmic reticulum membrane. The record is from RefSeq and is a predicted model, not a curated record. Gene Ontology annotation, biological process: GPI anchor biosynthetic process. Gene Ontology annotation, molecular function: alpha-1,2-mannosyltransferase activity. NCBI's taxonomy places the organism in Eukaryota, Metazoa, Arthropoda, Insecta, Diptera, Tephritidae. Bases 272 to 1969 code for a protein of 565 amino acids. The transcript has 8 exons.
CAACCAUUUCCAGCCGUUUUAUUUUGGUGCCAAGUCCGUGACAAUUUUUGUUGUGUUAUUUUUAGGCAUUCUGUCAGUUCUGUUGAUCGGCGAAACAACUGAGCAAAAUAAAAAUAUUUUAACAGGUUUACGCGUAGAAAAGCAGUAAGGUCUUCUUGACCAUAUCUUUUUAAUACAUGAAAAACUAAAGUGUGCCAAAAAUACGAGGAGAAAAGUGUCAACAGUCAACAGAACCUGUUUCAACUUAAAGAAAAUUCAAGACAGAGCCAAUAUGAAUUUGUUGUUGGUGUUCUCUCUAAUAUUGAUAGUACGACUUGCUUCGGUGUUUAUAGUACAAACAUACUACGUGCCGGAUGAAUAUUGGCAAAGUUUGGAAGUUGCUCAUAAAUUGACCUUUGGCUAUGGAUACUUAACGUGGGAAUGGGUUCAAGGAAUCCGCAGUUACCUCUAUCCAUUAUUAAUUGCUGGAAUUUACAAACUAUUAGCCCUGCUGAACUUAGAUUCCGCACACUUGUUGGUGAUUACACCACGCAUUCUACAAGCACUUUUUUCCGCGUACUCAGAUUAUAGAUUCUAUAUUUGGUCCGGAAAAAAGAAAUGGGCACUCUUUUUAAUACUUGUACCAUGGUUUUGGUUCUAUACCGGCUCAAGAACAUUAUCCAAUACCUUGGAAGCGUCAUUAACAACUAUCGCUUUGAGUUACUUCCCUUGGAGUGGGGAGAGCACAACUUAUUUAUGGUUUGCAGCAAUUUGUUGUUUCCUAAGACCAACGGCCGCCGUUAUAUGGAUACCAUUGUGCAUUUAUCAUUUACGUAAAAGCCAUUUAUCAGCAACUGAACUGAUCUUUAAACAUUUCGCGGUAAUAGGGCUCUUAGUAGGCGGACUUUGUGUGGCUAUUGAUACCUAUUGGCAUGGUAGGUUGAUUAUUACGCCAUAUGAAUUCUUCAAGUACAAUGUACUACACAAUAUUGGCAGUUUCUACGGUUCCCAUCCAUGGUAUUGGUAUUUCACUGUGGGCUUACCAACUGUAUUGGGUAUCAAUACAUUACCAUUUAUAUUUGGUGUUAUGGAAACUGUACGCUCUAAGCAAAAUUAUCCGGUACGAAAACAAUUACUUAUCAUAAUUUUGCUAUCGUUAGUCGUAUUAAGCACGAUUGAACACAAGGAAUUUAGAUUUGUGUCAUCUUUGUUGCCACUUUGCCUUUACAUCACAGCCGAUACGCUUACGCGAUGGAGUUAUAAUGCUUCCAGAACUAUACUUUGGUUUUGCGCGAUAGUUAUAGUGUUUGGUAAUGCACUGCCAGCAUGGUAUUUAAGUACUGUACAUCAGAAGGGCCCACUGGAAGUAAUGACUAAUGUUCAACGAAUUGCUCGUGAUUACAGGGAUGAAAAUGAACAUCGGGCUAGUAUACUCUUCUUAAUGCCUUGCCAUUCAACACCGUACUAUAGUCACGUCCAUGAAAAUGUUACAAUGCGAUUCCUAACAUGUGAGCCUAAUUUGAAGAAUACACCAAAUUACAGCGAUGAAGCCGAACAAUUUUAUCAGGCGCCUGUUAAUUGGUUACGUUCUCAUAUACCCUCAUAUCCGCGUACAGCAAUGCCUUCGCAUAUUGUGCUUUAUGAACCAUUAGCACCAGUUAUAAAUGAAUUUCUGGUUAACUAUAAAAUUUUGCAUCGCAUUUUCAACGCUGAAGUAAACGAAAAUGUUGCGCCUCAACAAUUAUUAGAUGAAUGGUCAAGAAUAUUGAAAGAGAAGGACGUAAACGUUGAGACUUUACUUAAGCAAGUACGCAAUCGUGUAGGUAAAAAUAUUUUGGUGUAUCAACGACUUCGCGCAGGAGAAGAAAAUACCUUUAAUAGAGAUGAAUACAAAAAAUCCACAGACAACCUUUCACAUAGAUCAGUGGUAAAAGAGGAUAUUCCAAUUAAUAACAACGAAGAAGAGAACAAUCACAAUAUCUUCAAUUGAAAAAUAAAACAGUAAAACGUCAACAUUUCUUAGCCAAACGUAAAUAAGUCGGUACUAUUAAAUGUAAAGAAAAAAACUCUUUUUAGCUUUUAUGUUUUUGGUAUCUUGAUGAUGCAAUAUGAAAACAAAAUCAAAGAAUGAUAUUAUUUUUGUUUCUAAAAGAAACACGUAACAGCUAAGUAGUGUGAAGGUAGUUUUGCUCAUAUAGAUGUGAAUUUACAUACAAACAAAUUUUGGUAAUAAUUAUUUUGUGUUUAUUUAUUUCGUAUAUGAUUAUACUAUUUAAUUCGUUUUUAAAAAAUACAGACUUUACAUAAUAUUUUGUCAUUAAAAAAUAUCAGCUCAUAAGUCCAAACCACCGGUACAACAUUAAUGAACAUUUUUGCAUGUCCAAGCGUUUGGCUUAAGAGCCUGAAUAAUAUACAUAGAAUUAUGUAGUUUAAAGCAAAAA